AUGACUUCCUUCAUCCCCUGUAUCACGAUCCCCUACGCGGUGUUCGGGAACCCCGCGGUCAGCAUCCUCCUCCCCGUGGCCCUAGGAACAGCUGUCGGAUUCGGAACCCGUCCCGCCGAACACGAAAAGACCUUCGAAAGCAUCAAGCAACCUCCUUGCAGGCCUCCCCGCGAGGUUUUCCCCCCAGUCUGGAUCGCGCUCUAUGGAAUCGCGGGCUACGCUGCCCACCGCGCCGUAACCAUCGGCCUUGACCCCCUGGCCUCGACGAUCAGCCAUCAAAAUGCCAAGCACGGUGCCACCCUCUAUACUCUCCAGCUUGGUCUCAACCUCGCCUGGAUGCCUCUAUUCUAUGUCGCCAAGAGGCCUAUUGAAGCCACCAUUAGCGCCGCCGCCCUGUUCGGUAUCAACAGCUAUCUCACCUACCUCUGGGCAGACAUUGACGACAUUGCUGGCUGGCUCAUGGUCCCCUACGUUGCCUGGUUGGGAUACUCUGCUUACCUUAGUGCUGGUGUCGGUUACUUGAAUAACUGGACCUUGAAGGGAAAGGCGGCGGGUGAAAAGGACAGCCCUUAA
Scedosporium apiospermum is the source of this 573-nucleotide messenger RNA. RefSeq lists its product as uncharacterized. The transcript is spliced from 3 exons. Lineage: Eukaryota; Fungi; Ascomycota; Sordariomycetes; Microascales; Microascaceae. Gene Ontology annotation, cellular component: mitochondrial outer membrane. The record is from RefSeq and is a predicted model, not a curated record. Bases 1 to 573 code for a protein of 190 amino acids.